Linnemannia hyalina is the source of this 996-nucleotide messenger RNA. Lineage: Eukaryota; Fungi; Mortierellomycota; Mortierellomycetes; Mortierellales; Mortierellaceae. The record is from the annotation of a GenBank genome assembly.
AUGGUCCUCCAAACUAAACUCACAAAGCUCGUCGGCAUCAAGCACCCCAUCGUCCAGGGUGGCAUGCAAUGGGUCGGAACCGCUGAGCUUGCCUCUGCUGUCUCGAACGCUGGCGGUCUCGGAAUCUUGACUGCGUUGACCCAGCCCACACCCGAGCACUUGCGCAGCGAGAUCCGUCGCUGCCGCACGAUGACCGACAAGCCCUUUGGUGUCAACUUGACCUUGUUGCCAGCCAUGACCCCUCCCCCUUAUGCCGAGUAUGGCGAUGUCAUUGUCCAGGAGGGCAUCAAGGUUGUCGAGACCGCUGGAAACAAUCCCGGCGAGCACAUCAGGAAGUUCAAGGAGGCUGGUAUCUUUGUCAUUCACAAGUGCACCUCCAUCCGCCACGCUCUCACCGCCCAGCGUCUCGGUGCCGAUAUGCUCAGUAUCGACGGAUUCGAGUGUGCUGGUCACCCCGGUGAGGAUGAUGUUACUGGAUUGAUCUUGUUGCCUUUGGCUGCCAAGGCCCUCAAGAUUCCUUACAUUGCCUCUGGUGGAUUCGGUGAUGGUACCGGUCUCGCCGCCGCCCUUGCCCUCGGUGCCGAGGGUGUGAACAUGGGAACUCGUUUCUUGUGCACGCAGGAGGCCCCCAUCCACAACAACAUCAAGGAGUCGAUGGUUAAGGCCUCCGAGCGCGACACCUCAUUGAUCUUCCGUACGCUCCACAACUCUGCUCGUGUCUUCCGUAACAAGGUCGCCAAGGAGGUCAUUGAGAUUGAGCGCAAGCCCGGUGGAGCCGAGUUCGCGGAGGUUGCCCCCUUGGUCUCGGGAGCCCGUGGCAAGCUUGUUUAUGAGAACGGUGAUCCCGACCAUGGUAUCUGGACUGCAGGUCAGAUUGUUGGGUUGAUCAAUGAUAUCCCAACUUGUGAGGUGCUUGUUAAGAGGAUAGUUCAGGAGGCUGAGGAUACUAUCCGUGGACGCCUUGAGGGUAUGGUUGUCAUCGAGUCCAAGUUGUAA